Durio zibethinus is the source of this 2829-nucleotide messenger RNA. RefSeq lists its product as uncharacterized. The record is from RefSeq and is a predicted model, not a curated record. NCBI's taxonomy places the organism in Eukaryota, Viridiplantae, Streptophyta, Magnoliopsida, Malvales, Malvaceae.
AUGUUAUUUAUGACUCACAUUCUGACAUAAAAUAUCUAUUUUAUCCGUAAGGCCAUAAAAUGGCCCUAAGAAAAAUAGAAAAAAAUUAAAAAAAAAAAAAAGAGAAAAAGGAAAAAGGCCGAUCCUUUAGCAACUGCCCUAAAUCAUUUAACACCGCCAAGUCUGUAUCUCAGAUUUCUCACCGGUAGCCAAACCCGACAUUAAAUAAAAGGAAAGAAACAACAACGAAGGAGAAAAAGGGGAAAGGAAAACCCGGUCCCCCGUCUCUUGCAACUCACUCUUAUCUUCCUGUUUUUCUUUCUCAAAAGCUUUGCAAAGGAAAAGCUAGGGUUCCAUCCCACCGACCUCCAUUUCUUCAACUUAAAGCCUCUUAUCCAAUAGUUAACAUCCACGUCACAGUAGUACUCAAGUACCGCAAAGGAAUUAAGAAAGGGUAAAAGAAGGUAAGAUAAAUAGGAGGAAAGAGAUGGAUUUGAGUGGUAGGAGAAGAGCAGGAGCUAAGGGCAGUGUUGUUGCAGGGUCAGUGUGGGAAACUAGGAUGAAGAUUGAUGAAGUCAAAGGUGGAAUCAAGGUUUUCAGUGGAGAAGAAAAUAGUGAGAGUGGUAAUGAAAAAUUGGGCUUGAAGAACGGCCAGACUAUUGGCGGUGUGGCUGUUAGUGGCAAGAGAAAGACUUGGAAAAGUGAGAUCUUUGAAGGGUUUGAGAAGAACCCAUUUCAGAUUGCCAAAGGCAAAACUGAAGAACAGUGCAAGGAGUUGAGUGGGUCUGUUGAUGGAACUAAGAAGAGCCCAAUUCGGGUACCUAAAGGAAGAUCCGAGGAACAUUGCAAAGAUUUGAGCUUGUCUGUUGAUGGAAUUAAGAAGACUCCAGUUCAGGUCAAGAAAGGAAGACCUGAUGGGAUUAGGGACCUUAGCAAGUCUUUUGAUGGAACUGGGAGAAGCCCAAUUCAUUUGGAGAUGCCAAGAUCUGAAGUUCCUAAAAGGUCUGCCGAUCUGAGUAGAGAUGUUAUUGAAUCUGGUGAGAAUUCAGUUCAAUUAAGGAAGGCAAAACCAGACCCAGUUAAGGCCUCAGAUCUGUCUGGUAAUGGAGACAGAUAUGAUGAGAAUUCACUUCAAUUGAGGAGGUCGAAUUCAGAGGAGAAUGAAGUGUUGGUUUUGGAUGAUCAAUCAGAGGGGAAUAAUGUUUCCAAUGAAGAAAAUGAGAAUAACCAAGUUGAAACUGAGUCUGAGGAGAACUGUAAGGAGUUUGAUGUCUGCCAAGAAAAGGUCAUUUCAAGCAGUACAAGCUAUGGAAAUAUAGUCAAAUCAUCUCCUGAAGUAUUAGUUGAUGAUGGUGAUGGAGUUGAAGAUGAAGAUGAUGAAGAAUUUUAUGAUGACGAGGAAGAAGAGGAAAUUGAGGUUGGGAUUGAAAAGAAGAGCUUUGACAUUAAGGAAAUGAAUGUACCAGAGGAGAAGCCUAACAGAGUUGCUAAUGAAUUGAAGAAAUUACCAGAAGAAAAACCCAACAAAGCCAUUAAUGAAGUGAACAAGUUCCACGAAGAUAAGUCUAGAAAAGCUGUCAAUGAAGUGAAGAAAAUUAGCGAAUUCCAUAACAAAACUGCACUUUCUUCAACUGUGAAUAAGCAGCUUCCACCAGUUGUAAAGCGUGCUACUUCAGUUCACACAACUCCAAUAAAACCUACAAAAUCCACUCAUUUUUUAGUCUCAGAUGAUUACCAUUACCAGAGGUUCCCACAGACUCGGAACAAAUUGCAGAAUUUAGUUGAUUUAGUAAUGUGGAGAGACUUAUCCAAAUCGGCACUGGUCUUUGGGAUGGGAACAUUGAUCAUUAUCUCGUCCUCUUACACCCAGGACCUCAACUUCAGCUGUAUUUCUGUAAUUUCCUAUCUGGGACUUGUUUACCUUGCGGCCAUCUUCGUUUACAGAUCAAUCAUCUGCAGGGGAGUUGUGGGUAUAGAUGAGUCAAGCUGUGUUCUUGGAGAAGAUGAAGCAGUUUGGUUACUUAAAUUGGUUCUUCCUUACUUGAAUGAGUUCUUAUUAAAACUCAGGGCACUCUUUUCUGGUGAUCCUGCUACUACAAUGAAGUUGGCAUUGCUGCUGUUUGUUUUGGCCAGGUGUGGCAGCUCCAUAACUAUCUGGAAAAUGGCUAAAUUGGGCUUUUUUGGCGUUUUCACUGUCCCAAAAGUCUGCUCUUCUUAUUCCCACCAGUUAACUGCAUACGGAAAAGUUUGGAUUCGAUGCUUUCAUGAUGCAUGGGAUUCAUGCACACACAAAAAGGCUGUGGCAGUGGCCAUCUUCAUCCUGGUUUGGAACAUGUCUUCACUUGUUGCUCGCAUUUGGGCAGCAUUCAUGCUUUUUGUGGCCCUCCGAUGCUAUCAGCAAACAAUGGUGACAGAUGAUUGGGUGGGGGAUGAAGCUGGGCUGCAAGAACCGACGGGAAGGCAAAGACAUGGGGUUGGGCCAUCUAGAGUAGAACAAAUUAAAGUAAAGAAAGGAUCCUAAGAGUGAGCUUUGGGCCAUGCCUACAUUAAGUGUUCGCAUGACAACAUGUCCCAAGUUGUUUUUUUUUUUUUUUUUUUCAUUUUGUCUUUCAUAUUUUUAAAUACAUAGUUUUAUAGAAAUAUAUUUUCUUCUUUUUUGGGGCUGUAAAUAUGCAUGUUUGGUUUACGUGACUUUACUAGGCCAGCAUGACAAUAAACAAUCGAUAUUUGAUGUUUGAUUAUAAUGGAAAAGAAACCUUUAUGUGAACACAUGGUGAUAGUAGUAAUGAACAAUCUAGAAGAAGAUGAUGAAAGUAUGGAACCAAUCCUGCUCAGGCGUAAAAGUACAAG